CCAGAAGAAGAAGACAAAGCGGCAGAAGAAGCGUGAUAAAGCUUUGGGCGCACACACAGACGUUUUGCUAGCAAACUAACAAGUUAUUGUCUGCGACAUGGUUAAAUUAUCUGCAGAGCUGAUCGAGCAAGCUGCUCAAUACACCAACCCGGUGAGAGACAGGGAGCUGGAUUUACGAGGUUAUAAGAUUCCAGUUCUUGAAAAUCUUGGAGCUACUCUGGAUCAGUUUGAUACUAUUGAUUUCUCUGAUAAUGAAGUCAGAAAACUGGAUGGCUUCCCUUUGCUUAAAAGACUGAAAACAUUGCUAAUGAACAACAACAGGAUUUGUCGCAUAGGUGAGAAUCUGGAGCAGUCGCUGCCAAGUCUGACAGAACUGGUUCUCACAAGCAACAACAUUCAGGAGCUGGGUGACUUGGACCCACUGGCCACAGUGAAGAAUCUGUCCCUUCUUAGCUUGUUAAGGAAUCCAGUGACAAACAAGAAGCAUUACAGGCUCUAUGUCAUCAACAAAAUCCCACAAAUCCGUGUGCUUGACUUUCAGAAGGUAAAGCUAAAGGAACGCCAGGAGGCAGAGAAAAUGUUCAAGGGCAAACGAGGUGCUCAACUUGCAAAGGAUAUUGCCAGGCGAACGAAAACCUUCACUCCUGGAAUGGCAGCGCAGCCUGAGAAGAAGAGGACGGGGCCCUCUGAAGCAGAUGUGGAAGCCAUCAAGAACGCCAUCGCCAAUGCCUCAUCAUUGGCAGAGGUGGAGAGGUUGAAAGGGAUGCUGCAGGCUGGUCAGAUCCCGGGCCGAGACGUCAGACAAGGUCAGGCUGCGAUGGUGGAGGAGGAAGAAGAAGAGCAAGAGACCGACACUGUACCGAUGGAGGCACAUAUUGGAGGCAGUUCUGGAGAAGAGAUGAAUGAGGGGGAUCAAGUGGAGGAUGAUGAAGAGAUGGAUGAAGAGUCCCAUGUUAAUGGUUCCUGAGCCUGCUGAGAGGAUUUUUUUUUAGUUUUUCUUGUUUUUGUUUUUUUUUUAACUUGUACAUUUCUUAUGUUCAGCCAAGGUUGUCUUAUUUGUUGCAUACAUUAAACAGAUGUUAGUGAUGGAUGAAGAGUCCCAUAUUAAUGGUUCCUGAGCUUGCUGAAAGGAUUAUUGUUUUUUUUAACUUGUACAUUUCUUAUGCUAAGCCAAGGUUGUCUAAUUUGUUGCAUACAUUAAACAGAUGUACUGCUGAGUGCACCCCUGAUAUUAGUUUAUAAAGACACCAUUCUGACAAAUCACUGAAGGGAAUUAAAAAUCAUGAAGUGUUCUAGCAUUUUUUUCCUAAAGAACUGAGAAAGGUCACAACGGUUAAAUAAAUCUAAUAAGGUGUGUAAAGAUA
Molecule: messenger RNA, 1364 nt
Organism: Stegastes partitus (bicolor damselfish)
Lineage: Eukaryota; Metazoa; Chordata; Actinopteri; Pomacentridae
Gene: snrpa1
Product: small nuclear ribonucleoprotein polypeptide A'
Exons: 9
Coding region: 98-967 (289 amino acids)
Biological process (GO): mRNA splicing, via spliceosome
Cellular component (GO): U2 snRNP
Molecular function (GO): protein binding; U2 snRNA binding
Source: RefSeq, a predicted model, not a curated record